This is a messenger RNA of Chenopodium quinoa (quinoa), 1122 nucleotides long. Its product is annotated as protein LSD1-like. The record is from RefSeq and is a predicted model, not a curated record. The transcript has 7 exons. Bases 247 to 780 code for a protein of 177 amino acids. Lineage: Eukaryota; Viridiplantae; Streptophyta; Magnoliopsida; Caryophyllales; Amaranthaceae.
UGGAUUUCAUCUCCCUUACACGGUGUUCUCCGUAGUAGCUCCGUAAUAUUUUAUCAUUCACGAUUGUCAAAGUAAUUUACUGGAUUCGGUCUUUUCUCAUCUGAAAAAUCAAAAAGGGCGUCCUUCUUCCUUCCUCCUCCUUUACUCCAUCCUCCAAUUUGAGGAUUUUGAGAGGAAAGGAUUUCGGGUUUAUUCAAUCUUUUUCCACAAAUUCGAAUUCCAAGACUCACCCGUUUUUUAGUUAAUAUGCAGAGCCAAGUUGUAUGCAAUGGUUGUAGAACUGUUCUUUUAUACCCGAGAGGUGCAACCAAUGUUCGUUGUGCCGUUUGUAAUAUAGUUACCCCGGUCCAAUCGACGGCCGCUACAGGAUUGGAAAUGGAUCAGAUCAUAUGUGGGUGUUGUCAUACCUUACUCAUGUACUCACGGGGGGCGACAAGUGUGAGAUGCUUGUGCUGUCACACUGUGAAUCUAACAAAUUCCUCUCCAGUGUCGAACCAGUUUGCCACAGUGCGAUGUGGAAGCUGCCAGAUGGCACUUAUGUAUUCAUAUGGAGCUCCAUCAGUUAAAUGUGCUGUUUGUCACUAUAUCACAAAUGUUGGAACUGCCAAUGGAUCAGGUUCAGUUCAUAGACAAAAUGGUGUAGCUACCUCAUCAUCAACUUCCACACCUGUCCCAAGUUCCCAAAGUCAAACCGUGGUUGUGGAAAACCCUAUGUCAUUUGACGGAAGUGGUAAAUUGGUUAGUAAUGUCGUUGUUGGGGUUACUACAGAAAAGAAAUAAUUUCUGGUGUAACUGCUCGGUGUCUUUCUCCUUUUUGUGAAAAGCGGAUCUUGAUUUAUUCUGAUAAUUUGCUUUGUUCACUGAGCCCCUUGUGUAUCCUUGUAUUUGGUAUAUUUCAAUCAACCAAUUGCUUAUUGUGAAUGUUGUAAUUAUUAUUAAUCUUACGGGAAGGGUUCUUUUAUUUUAUUCAUAUCUGUUAUAGUGUGAUUCCAUUGAAUAUAUGUAUAGUAAAAAUUUAAAUCGAAUUUGUUGUUCAGGACAUUUAAGCACGAAGACAAGUUUGAAUGAAAUAGAGACUGCAUAUUCUGUUCAAUAUUUCAAUAAAUUGCUCUUUAUGAUUCU